This is a messenger RNA of Drepanopeziza brunnea f. sp. 'multigermtubi' MB_m1, 1527 nucleotides long. RefSeq lists its product as uncharacterized. Gene Ontology annotation, molecular function: oxidoreductase activity, acting on paired donors, with incorporation or reduction of molecular oxygen; iron ion binding; heme binding. NCBI's taxonomy places the organism in Eukaryota, Fungi, Ascomycota, Leotiomycetes, Helotiales, Drepanopezizaceae. The record is from RefSeq and is a predicted model, not a curated record.
AUGGCAGUAAUCUCAUUGAUCGCUCUAGCCACGGGCUCAGCGCUCGCAGUUAUACUCUCCUAUGCCAGUCUGAUCGUCUACCGACUCUAUCUUCAUCCACUUGCGAGAUUCCCAGGUCCAAGGCUCGCGGCUGCCACCUCCUGGUACGAAUUCUACUACGAUGUCGUUCUCCGCGGACGGUUCAUAUGGACAAUACGGGAAAUGCAUGAGCAAUAUGGGCCUAUAGUCCGAAUCACCCCCCACGAAUUGCACAUCAAUGAUCCAGAGUACUACGACGAGAUAUAUGGCUCGGUUACCAGAAAGCGAGACAAGGUUUACCCUUGGGUUGCCCUAGCUGGCAUACCUAAUGCCACGUUCUCAACCGUUGGACAUGAGCACCACAGGCUCCGUCGCGCAGCUUUAAGUUCCUUCUUCUCAACGAAAGCGGUCACGGAACUCGAGCCCGUCGUGAAAGCGAAAGUGGAGAUCCUGGCCAGCCGAUUCGAGAGCGCCCAGAAAACAGGAGAAGUCUUCCGUCUCGAUGCAGCAAUGAUGGCUCUAACCAUCGAUAUCAUUUGUCAGUACGCGUUUGCGAACGACGACAACACGCUGAUGAAGGAUGACUUUAACCUCGCCUGGAAAGAGAUGCUCGUCGGCGCUCUCGAAGGGGCAGCGUUGCUGAGGCAAUUCCCCUCGAUGAUUUCAAUCGUGAACGCGAUACCUGAAAAGGCGAUGAAGAGCCUGGUGCCGAGCCUCGGCCUGAUGCUGGACUGGAAGUCCGGGAUCAAGCAGAGCGUGAUACCCAUCUUGGAUCAAAGCGAAAGUGCUUCCCAAAUCGAGAACGCCUCUCAUAGAUCUAUCUUUCACGAGCUCCGGGAUAGUGACUUGCCACCGAACGAGAGGAGCCUCGACAGAUUGUGCGACGAGGCUCAGAGCAUCACGGCGGCCGGAUCAGAGACCACAGCGAAGGUGUUGACAACUGCUAUCUACUAUCUCUUGGAAAACCGGGGCUCUCUACAAAAGCUCAAAUCCGAGUUGACGGUAGCCAGCCCCGACGCGAGAAAUUGGUCGGAGCUCAAACAGCUUCCCUACCUGUCUGCGGUCCUUGCCGAGUCGCUCAGGUUAUCACACGGUGUGACCACAAGAUUGCCUCGCGUAGCUACUGAGGAGGUGCUCGUGUACAAGGAUUGGGAGAUCCCAUUUGGAACACCCGUCAGUUCUUCAUCCUAUUUCAUCCUCAUGAACGAGGAGAUCUUCCCGAGCCCGGCGGAAUUCCGGCCCGAGAGGUGGAUCGACGCAGCGGGGAAUUUCAACCGGGUGCUCGAAAAGAGGUACCUCGUUAAUUUUGGGAGGGGCACGAGGGCGUGCCCAGGCAUGAACCUCGCCUCCGCCGAGAUGUGUCUCACGCUGGCGACCGUCGUCCGUCGCUUCGAGAUGGAGCUUUUCGAGACCACGAUUGAGGAUGUGGCCAUGGUGCACGACUUCUUUGUCGCUGUGCCGAAACUCGACUCGAAAGGUGUCAGGGUUAGAGUUCUCAAGUAUGUUUGA